This is a messenger RNA of Platichthys flesus (European flounder), 13341 nucleotides long. It is a transcript of the gene dmd, whose product is annotated as dystrophin. Gene Ontology annotation, biological process: synaptic signaling. Gene Ontology annotation, molecular function: zinc ion binding; protein binding. Bases 224 to 11158 code for a protein of 3644 amino acids. The transcript has 85 exons. Lineage: Eukaryota; Metazoa; Chordata; Actinopteri; Pleuronectiformes; Pleuronectidae. The record is from RefSeq and is a predicted model, not a curated record. Gene Ontology annotation, cellular component: plasma membrane.
GCCCCAGUGUGACAGCCCGGCCCGUCCUCCUCCUGCUCCUCCUGCUCCUCCUGCUGCUCCUGCCUGCCACCCCGGAGCUCCGUGCCUCUGGCCGUGUGUUGUUGGUCUGCUCUCUGGGUGUCUCCUCGCUCCUGCCGGUGGAUCUAACCUGCUUGUUUAGUUCAAUCACACACAACUGGUUGUUAACUUUGUUUGUGUCUUUACACCCGGUGCCCUGUCAUCGAUGGCGGAGGGUGUGCGCCCCGAGGACUACUGCGAUGAGCCGGCGGAGGACGACUUUGGGGAGAUCAUCAAGUGUCGAUCUGAUGAAAGAGAGGACGUUCAGAAGAAGACUUUCACAAAAUGGGUAAACUCACAGUUGGCUAAGACAGGGAAACCUCCUGUGGCGGAUCUGUUCUCAGACCUGUGUGAUGGACGACGCCUGCUGGAGCUGCUGGAGGGGCUGUCAGGACAUCAGCUGGUGAGGCUGGAGAGAGGAUUCACACGUGUUCACUCACUCAACAAUGUCAACCGGGCUCUGCAGAUCUUGCAGAAGAACAAUGUUGAACUGGUGAAUAUCGGAGCGACAGACAUCGUUGAUGGGAAUCACAAACUGAUUCUCGGGCUCAUCUGGAGCAUCAUUCUCCACUGGCAGGUAAAGGAUGUGAUGAAGGAUGUGAUGGCGGGCCUACAGCAGACCAACAGUGAGAAGAUUCUGCUGAGUUGGGUUCGUCAGAACACGCGUCAGUAUCCUCAGGUCAACGUGGUUAACUUCUCCAGCAGCUGGAAUGAUGGAUUGGCCUUCAAUGCCCUCAUCCACAGCCACAGACCUGAGCUUUUUGAUUGGAGCUCGGUGGAGAAGAAGACGUCAGCGAUCGACAGACUGGAACACGCCUUCAGUAAGGCGGAACAACACCUGGGCAUAGACAGACUGCUGGACCCUGAGGAUGUGGCGGUGCCCCGACCGGACAAGAAGAGCGUCAUCAUGUACGUGACGUCGCUCUUCCAGGUGUUUCCCCAAAGUGUUUCCAUGGAGGCCAUCAAGGAGGUGGAGACUCUGCCGAGAGCCGGGCCGGCGGCCAGCAUCAGCCGGACGACGGCAGAGGAGCACUACCAGAUCCAGACCCAGCAGCGCUUCUCUCAGCAGAUCACAGUGAGUGUGGCUCAUGGGCGAGUGCGGAGUCCCUCCCCUCAGCCUCGCUAUAAAAGCUAUGCCUACACCCAGGCUGCCUAUGUCAAGUCGCCCGAGCAAAAGAGGAGGCGUUUAACUGAUCAGUUCCUGACGCCCAGCCAGGAGGAGCUGCAGCGGGGCCUCAGUCCACUCCCUCCGGGCUCCACCAGCCUGGAGAGCUACCAAGCUGCACUGGAGGAGGUGCUGACGUGGCUGCUGUCGGCUGAAGACGGACUUCAGGCCCAGCCUUCCAUCUCCAGCCAUGUGGAGGAAGUGAAGGAUCAGUUUCACACACAUGAGGGGUACAUGGUGGAGCUGACCAGCCACCAGGGCAGCGUGGGGCGGGUCCUCCGGGCGGGCGCCGCCCUGCUGUCGGAGGGGAAUCUGAGAGACGAUGAGGACUCGGAGGUCAGGGAGCAGAUGAACCUCCUGAACUCGCGGUGGGAGCACCUGAGAGUGGCAAGCAUGGAGAGACAGACCAGACUCCACGAGGUCCUGAUGGACCUACAGCACCAGCAGCUGCAGCAGCUCAUGGACUGGUUGGACGUGACGGAGGGACGCAUCAAGAGGAUGGGGGCUCAGCCUCUGGGCCCGGACCUGGAGGACAUCAAGCACCAAGUGGAAGAGCACAAGCUUCUGCAGGAGGACCUGGAGCUGGAGCAGGUGAGGGUGAACUCGCUCACCCACAUGGUGGUGGUGGUGGACGAGAGCAGUGGAGACAGUGCCACCGCGGCCUUGGAGAGCAAACUUCAGGUGCUUGGUGAUCGCUGGGCAGCCAUUUGUAAAUGGACAGAAGAACGCUGGAUUCUGCUUCAAGAGAUUUUACUGAAAUGGCAGCACUUCACUAAUGAACAGUGUUUGUUUGACUCCUGGCUGACUCAGAAGGAGGAGCUGGUCAGCUCCAUCAAGACCUCCAACCUUAAGGACCAGGCAGAGAUGGUGGCUUGUCUCCGCCGUCUUGCUAUGGUGAAGGCAGACCUGGAGGUGAAGCGUCCCACCAUGGACAAGCUGUGCUCUAUGAGUCAGGACCUGCUGUGCAGUGUAAAGAACAAGGACGUGGCCAACAAACUGGAAGCCAGACUGGACAGCUUCGCCCAGCGCUGGGACCGACUGAUCCAGAGUCUGGAGACGAGCAGCUCCCAGCUGUCAUCAAGUGUCAGUGUGUCCCAGCACUCCGAGCUGACCCACUCUGUCACGACCACCGUCACCAAGGUCACAACAAGUGGGAAGGUGGCCGCUGUCCGCCAGACACGAGAGUCGCCGCCACCGCAGAAGAAGCGCCAGGUCGUGGACGACUCUGAACUCAGGAAAAGGUUUGAUGUGGACUUCACAGAGGUCCACAGCUACAUGACCCGCGGGGAGGCCAUCCUCCAGAGCCCGGAAUUCUCAGUGUCCCGAAAGGAGGGCAGCAUUCAGGACCUGUAUGACAAAGUGCAGGCGAUAGAGCGCGAGCGGCCAGAGAAGUACCGUAAGCUGCAGGAGGCAACACGCACGGCCCAGACCCUGGUUGAGCAGGAGGGAAGCCGUGCUGAUGACAUUGCCCAGGCAGCCGAGCAGCUGAACCAGCGCUGGGUGGGAUUCUGUGCCCUGUUGGCAGACAGGCUGGCAUGGCUGGCUUACCAGACAAAGGUGCUGUCCUUCUACAGCUUGUAUGAGCAGUGUGAGCAGGCAGUGGACUUCAGUGAGAACUGGCUCAAGGUCCAGGCGCCUCCAGCCUCUGAAGCAGAACCACUGAAAGUACAACUGGACCGAUGUCGAGAGGAGGUGGCUCGACUGGCCUCCCUGCAGCCUCAGGUGGACCUGUUGGAGAAGCAGCUGCAGGAGCUGAAAGAGGAAAAGGAAGGAGAGGAGGACCCUUCUGUUUUCCUGGACGCCGACAUCAGUGCCUUCAAAGAGCACUACCAAGAAGUCCUGGAGAACCUGAGGGCCCGAGAGAGGCAGCUGCAACUGGUUUUGGAGAGCUUGCCCCCGGCUCGUUAUAAGGAAACCAUAUCAGUGCUGUUGGCAUGGUUACAACAGUGUGAGGCAAAGCUGGCCAUCCCAUCCACGGCCGUUACAGAGCAUCCUAUUAUGGAAGAGAGGCUGAAGGAUGUUCAGGACCUCCAGGUGGCGCUGAUCGAACACCAGGGGGAGGUGGACUACCUGACCUCCACUGUGGAGCAGGUCUUCCAGAAAGCUCCACAAGACAUCAGCCAGAAGUAUCGGAUAGAGAUGGACGGCAUCAUGGCGCGUUGGAGACGACUCGGCACCAUGCUGGAGGACAACGCCCAGAGGAUCCAGGAGCUUAUGGCCAAACUGAUUCAGUUUGAGAACGAUGUAAAGACUUUAAAGAAGUGGAUGGCAGAUGUGGACGUCUUCCUGAACGAGGAGUGGCCGGCGCUGGGAGACUCUGAAGCUCUGGAGAAACAGUUGGAGCAGUGCACAGCUCUGGUGAAUGACAUCCACACCAUCCAACCCAGUUUGAAUGGCAUCAAUGAAGUGGGUCUGUACCUGAAGAAAGAGGCCGAGCCGCCGUUCGCCAUCCACAUCCAGAAGCUACUGGAUGAGCUCAACGCCCAGUGGGAGAACGUCUGCAAGCAGGCCUAUGCGAAGAAGUCCGCUCUGAAAGGAGGCCUCGAUAAGACCAUGGCUCUGAGGAAGGAGAUGCAGGAGAUGCAGGAGUGGAUCAACCAGGCCGAGGAAGACUACCUGGAGAGAGACUUCACGUACAAGUCCCCCGAGGAGCUCCGCAAGGCCGUGGAGGAGCUCAAGAGGGCUCAGGAGGAGGUCCACUCCAAGGAGCUAAAGGUGAAACUCCUCACCGACAGCGUGAACAGCUUCAUCGCCAAGGCCCCGCCCACAGCCCACGAUGCCCUGCGCUCGGAGCUGGACGUGCUGACGGCCAACUACCAGCGCCUGUGCAGCCGCCUGGAUGGGAAAUGUAAAACUCUGGAGGAGGUGUGGGCCUGCUGGUGUGAGUUGCUCUCCUACCUGGAGCAGGAAAACGCCUUCCUGGAUCAGCUGGAGCAGAAACUGGACGAGACAGAAAACCUGCAGGGAGGAGCAGAGGAGCUGCAGGAGGCGCUGGAUAGCCUGGAGGUCCUUCUCCGUCAUCCAGAGGACAACAGGAACCAGAUCCGAGAGCUGGCCCAGACGCUGAUGGACGGAGGAGUCCUGGAUGAACUGAUUCAACAAAAACUGGAUGCGUUCAACACACGAUGGGACGAACUUAUGGCCAGGGCGCUGCUCCGGAAGAAAGAGCUGGAGAAGAGCGUCCAGUGGGCUCAGGAGAACGACAAGACCCUGAGGGAGCUCCAGGAGUCUCUCGCUAACACAGACCGCCACCUCACCUCCUACCUGACCGACCACAUAGACGCCCAGCAGAUUCCACAGGAGGCUCAGAAAAUCCAGACAGAGCUGAGUGGACAUGAUGUGACUCUGGAGGACAUGAGGAAGAAGAACCAGGACAAGGACUCGUCCCAGAGGGUCAUGGGACAGAUUGACCUUACACAGAAAAUGUUGACAGACGUGUGGACGAAGUUCCGGCUCUUCCAGAAGCCGGCCAACUUUGACGCUCGGCUGGCGGAAUGUGAGCGUGCGCUGGCCGUGGUCAAAAGUCAGGUGGGGGUGCUGGACAUCCGCAGUGUGGAGCAGGACGUGGUGCAGUCGCAGCUGGAGCAGUGCAUGAAGUUGUACAAGAUGCUGAGUGAAGUGAAAGGCGAGAUAGAGACUGUGAUAAAAACCGGGCGGCACAUCGUCCAGCGGCAGCAGACCGAGCAUCCCAAAGAGCUGGACGACAGGGUGACCGCCCUGAAGCUGCUCUACAACCAGCUGGGGUCGCAGGUAACUGAGAGUAAGUUGGAGCUGGAGAAGAGUCUGAAGUUGUCGAGGAAGUUGCGUAAGGAGCUGAACGGGCUGACGGAGUGGCUGGCGGCCACUGACGCCGAGCUGACCCGGCGCUCUGCGGUGGACGGCAUGCCCAGUGACCUGGAGGCUGAGGUGGCAUGGGCACAGUCCAUCCAUGAGGAGACGGAGCGGCGCCAGCCUCAGCUGCAGGCAGUGGUGGACCUGGCCGAGGCCCUGAAGGCUGUGCUGCGGGGCCACGACGGCCUGGUGGACGACAAAGUCAGCCUGCUUCACUGCAACUGGAUCGCAGUCACAUCCAGGGCAGAGGAAUGGCUCAACCUGCUGCUGGACUAUCAGCGGCAGAUGCAGAAUUUAGAUGGAACGAUAGAGGAAGUGAACAGAUGGAUCGACGGAGCGGAGAGAAAGAUGGAUGACUUGGACGAACAGGGAACCAACGACGCUGUGUUGAAGGUUUUGCGUGCGGAGCUGGAGCUGACGAAGGUUAAGAUGGAGGAGGUGAGGACUUUGGCCCAGGAGCUCAUGUCCACCAGGGGGGAGAACUGCCAGGCUCAGGUGGGACCCAAAGUGCAGCGGCUCAACCAGAGAUUUGACAUCAUCGCUCAACGCAUCUCCUCUGGACUGACCGCUGCAUCAGCCAAGGAGCUGGAGCAGUACCACAGUGAAGCACAGAUCUGGCUGGAGCUCCUGGAGGAAGAAGUCAAACAAGGGGAGAACCUCACGGAGGAGGACUUCCAGGAAGAUAAGGAUUGUGAGGAAGGUGCAGUGAAGGAGUUACUGUUGAAAGGAGAGAAUCUACAGAAGAGAGUCCCAGAUCUGGACAAGAGAGAGCAGAUCCGAGUGAAACAGAACCAGCUCAACAGCAAGUACAACACUGUCAAGGACCUGCGUUUACUGAGGAACAGGAAAGCGUUGGCUAUCGCUCCCCAGUGGUACCAGUACAGGAGGAAAUCACAUGACCUGCUGGCCUGGCUGGACGACAUCCAGCGCAGCGUGGACCAACUGCCCGACCCCCCCGAGGGAGAGAGGGUCAAGGAAAUUGGCUCAGAGUUCGACAAGAAGAAGGAGGAGCUUAAGGAGGUGCAGGGCUUAGCCAAUCAGCUCUCAGAAGCUGGAGCCGCCAAUCUAGUGGAACCCCGCCAGCUCCAGCUCAACACGCGUUGGGUUGAGGUGGAGGGCAAGUUCAUACCCUUCAAAAGACAAUGUGAGUACAUGACGGGGCUGCAGGCGCUGCUGCGUUCCGUGUCGGAGACGGACUUCAAGCUGAACUCUCCUGAAUACUGGCCUGCAGCGUAUUAUAACCUGCCUCAGCAAGAGCACUGCCUGAAGGAGGGGAAGGAGAGCAUUGACAAGCUGCGAGGCCCCGUGGAGGGAGCGUUGGCCCACAGAGAGGAAAUGGUGUUGAGUGCACGGCCUCUGGAGGGUCAGAGGAUCCAGGAGACGGCCUCUCUCCUCAGCACCAACUGGGACAAACUGAACAAGCUCUACCUGGACAGACUGAAACGUUGGCAGGACUGCAACGCCAAGUGGCAGAAGUUUGUUUCAGAUCAGAAGGGGGUGGAGGAGUGGCUGAGUGACGCUGAGAGCACUUUGAAACUGGCUGAGACGGAUCCAACAGCACACAGACAGAAUCUCAGGGACUUGACAGAGGCCAUACCUCUCCAGGAAGUGGUGCUGGGCAGAGUGAACUCCACAGGAGAGGACAUCAGCCAGUUGAGCACACCAGACGAUGCCUUGCGUCUCCAGACACAUCUCAAAUUACUCAACACUCGCUGGGUUAACACCUGCCAGCAGCUCAACGAGCACAAGAGGAGGUCUUCAGAGGCUCGUACAGCGGCUGCAGCGCUGCAGGAGGACGUGGGCUCGAUGCUGGGCUGGUUGGACAAGGCAGAGGGCGUCCUGGCCAUCCCGCUGCAGCCUGCAGAGCCACAGCACAUCAGAGACACUCUGGGCAAAGUCCAGGCCCGCGUGGAGGAGCUUCCUGCCAAGAAGGCGGCAGUGGACGACCUGAACUCCAGGAACAAACAGAUAACACUUCCUGCUGACAAACAGAAAGACGUCAGGAUCAUCAACAGCCGCUGGGCUCAGGUGUCCAGGGCUCUGCCCGAGCGUCAGCUGGAGAUUGAGGGUCUCCUGAGGGAGCUGGAGAUGCUUCAGGGUCAGGUGGACGACCUGGGAGCGUGGGCGUCCAGCACCAGAACCAGGCUCGAGCAGAGCCCUGAGGAGCCACCGCCCAGGAUCAUGGAGGAGGUGCAAGUUAAGGAACCAGAGGUGGAAGUCGUUUUGACGCGAGCCGAUCAAAUGUACAAGGACACUCCGCCCAGCCAGCCGGACAAGAUGAAGUGUGCCAAGCUGAGAGAAGACUGGACAGUGAUCCUGGAGCUGCUACGGCAGCACAGAGAGAGAAUGGCUGCUCUCCUGGUGGCCAGAAAAACCACUGAAACUCUGACAGCAAGUUCCCAGCCUGACUCUGCGGCGCUGGCUCAGUUCAACAAGUCCUGGGCCGAGCUCACUGAUUGGCUGACCAUGCUGGACAACAUGGUGCAGAACAAGCGAGUGGUGGUGGCCGACCUGGAGGACAUCAGCGACAACAUCGGCCUGCUCAAGGACUCUCUGGGGCAGCUGGACCAGAAGCGUCCCCUCCUGGAGAGACAGGUCACAGCAGCCCAGAACCUGAAGAACAAAACCAGCAAUCAGGAGACGCGCAACUCCAUCACUGAACGCAUCGACCGGCUUCAGACUCACUGGGAGGACUCGCAGACCAAACUCUCCGACCGGACGAAGCAGCUUCACAACAUGCUGCAGGACUCCACCGAUUGGCUGGACGCGAAGAAGGGGGCGGAUCAUCACAUCAAGCUGGCCAGUGAGAGGCUGGAGUCCUGGCAGGAGAUCACCUACACAAUGGACGCACUGAAGCAACAGAAUGCUGAACUGAAGUCCUUUGUGAAGGAGUUGCAGCAGGGGCAGGGUCAGGUGGAUAAAACCAACGCACUAGCUGACAAACUGGUGACACUGUACGCCAAUGACGACACGCACAAGGUCACUCAGGUCAACGAUAACAUGAUGGCUACCUGGACACACAUCAACAAACGGGUUUCGGACAGGGAGUCUGCUCUGGAGGAAGGUCUGAAGGUGCUGCAGCAGUUCUACCUGGACCUGGAGAAGUUCCUCAGCUGGCUGACGGAGGCUGAGACCACCUGCAACGUGUUGAUCGACGCCACCAACAAGCAGAGACUGCAGGAGCAGCCUGAGGCCGCCAGGAACCUGCUGGCACAGUGGAGGGACCUCCAGGCAGAGAUUGACAGCCACACAGAGCUGUACCACUCCCUGGAUGAGAAUGGCCAAAGGAUUCUUUCCUCGCUCGACGACUCGGCGGAUGCUGCUCUGCUCCAGAAACGUCUGGACAACAUGAGCCAGCGCUGGCACGACCUGUGCACCAAGACCCUCAGCAUGAGGGCCCACCUGGACUCAGAGAUGGCCCCGUGGAAGAGGCUCCACAUGUCCUUGCAGGAGCUCCUGAACUGGCUGAGGCUUAAAAGUCAACAGCUAGCUCAUGAGCCGCCUGUGGGGGGCGAUGUCCCCGCCGUGCAGUCGCAGCUGGACACACACCGGGGAUUCAGGAGGGACCUGAGAGCUAAGGAGCCAGUUGUGACCAAGAGUCUGGACGAUGUAGGAGUCUUUCUGUCAGAACUGCCCCGAGGCACACCAUCGCCUGAUCAGAGAGAUAUCAGCCCUGAAGAGCGCGCACACAAUGUGGGGCGAAUCCUGCGCAAGGAAGCCGAUGACGUGAUGGUCAAGUGGGACCAGCUCAACGUUGACUCGGCUGACUGGCAUCGGAAGCUGGAGCUGGCUCUGGACCGGCUGAUGGAGCUCCAGGAGGCGGAGGACUUGCUGGACGGACAGCUGAGGCAGGCGGAGAUGGUGAAGGAGGCAUGGGAACCUGUGGGGGACCUGCUGAUAGACUCUCUACCGGAGCACAUCGAGAGAGUAAAGGAGUUCCAGGAAGAGAUCGCUCCGAUUAAAGAUGAUGUAACUCACAUGAACCAGCUGGCGUCCACUUUCGGCCCCCAUGACAUCCAGCUGUCGCCCAACAACCUGGAACGCAUCGAAGAGCUCAACACACGCUGGAGACUGCUGCAGGUUACCAUGGAUACGGGGAAAAACAACUCAGGCAGGAAUGGAUUGGGUGAGGUGGACUCAAAGAUCUCCAUCAGUGAACAUCUCAAGCAGCUGACGGACGCUCACCGUGACUUUGGCCUUCUGCACGGGUCAGUAGAGAGCCCCUUCGAGCAGGGCGUCUCCCCCAACAAUGUGCCCUACUACAUCAAAGAGAAAGCUGGACCCGACCUGACCACCGAGACGCUCCACCAGACCCAGACAACAUGCUGGGACCAUCCCAAGAUGGCCGAGCUCUACCAGUCUCUGGCCGACUUGAACAAUGUUCGAUUCUCGGCCUACAGAACAGCCAUGAAGCUCCGGCGCCUGCAGAAGGCCCUCUGCUUGGACCUGGUGAGCAUGCCCGUGGUGUGCGAGGUGCUGGACCAGCACGGCCUGAAGCAGAACGAGCAGCUGCUGGACAUCUCCCAGCUGGUCACCUGUCUGACCAGCCUGUACCAGCGGCUGGAGCAGAGCCACUCGCACCUUGUCAAUGUCCCGCUGUGCGUGGACAUGUGUCUCAACUGGCUGCUCAACGUCUACGACACUGGUCGCACCGGAAAGAUCCGGACUCUGUCGUUCAAAACUGGAAUCAUCUCGCUCUGCAAGGCUCACCUGGAGGACAAAUACAGAUUCUUGUUCAGACAGGUGGCCAGUGCCACAGGUUUCUGUGACCAGCGUCGCCUCGGCCUCCUCCUCCACGACUCCAUCCAGAUCCCCCGGCAGCUCGGCGAGGUCGCCUCCUUCGGCGGCUCCAACAUCGAGCCGUCCGUCCGCAGCUGCUUCCAGUUUGCAAACAACAAACCAGAGCUAGAGGCAGCCAUGUUCCUCGACUGGAUGCGCCUGGAGCCCCAGUCCAUGGUGUGGUUACCCGUCCUGCACCGCGUGGCUGCCGCUGAGACGGCCAAGCACCAGGCCAAGUGCAACAUCUGCAAGGAGUGUCCCAUCAUAGGUUUCAGAUAUCGGAGUCUGAAACAUUUCAACUAUGACAUUUGCCAAAGCUGCUUCUUCUCUGGUCGCGUUGCCAAGGGCCACAAGAUGCAGUACCCCAUGGUCGAGUACUGCACUCCGACAACAUCAGGGGAGGAUGUCAGGGACUUUGCCAAGGUGCUGAAGAACAAGUUCAGGACCAAGCGCUACUUUGCGAAACACCCACGCAUGGGCUACCUGCCUGUGCAGACCAUCCUGGAGGGAGACAACAUGGAGACUCCUGUCACUCUGAUCAACUUCUGGCCCGUUGACCAUGCGCCCGGCUCGUCCCCUCAGCUCUCACAUGAUGACACGCACACUCGGAUCGAGCACUACGCCAGCCGGUUAGCAGAAAUGGAGAAUCGUAAUGGCUCAUAUCUGAAUGACAGUAUCUCACCCAAUGAAAGCAUCGAUGACGAGCACAUGUUGAUCCAGCACUACUGCCAGUCUCUGAACCAAGGCUCUCCUCUCAGCCAGCCCCGCAGCCCCGCCCAGAUCCUCAUCUCCAUGGAAUCAGAGGAGAAGGGGGAGCUGGAGCGGGUCCUGAACGACCUGGAGCAGGAGAACAGGAAGCUGCAGUCGGAGUACGACCGGCUGAAGAAGGCUCACGACAGGAAGGGCCUGUCUCCGCUGCCCUCGCCUCCAGAGAUGCUCCCGGCGUCACCGCAGAGCGCGCGUGACGCCGAACUCAUCGCCGAGGCCAAACUGCUGCGGCAGCACAAGGGACGUCUGGAGGCCCGGAUGCAGAUCCUGGAGGACCACAACAAGCAGCUGGAGUCCCAAUUGCACAGGCUGAGACAGCUGCUGGAGCAGACGGAUUCCAAGGUGAACGGCACAGCUCUGUCUUCUCCCUCCACCUCCUCUCAGCGCUCCGACUCCUCCCUCCCUCUGCUACGUGUGGCAGCCAGCCAGACUACUGACACAAUGGGUGACGAUGAGCUGUCCAGCCCAUCCCAAGAUGCAUCUGGGCUGGAGGAAGUGAUGGAACAGCUCAACAAUUCCUUCCCUCACAGCCAGGGAGGGAGAAGGGGACACCCAUGAGAGGUCCCAGCAUCGGCAGUUUGUUCCACAUGGCGGAUGACCUGGGCCGAGCCAUGGAGUCACUGGUCAACGUGAUGACGGACGAGCAGAGCGCCGAGCAGCACGAGGCCCCGCCCUUCUGAUCCGCCCUGCCUACCCCUCCCCUCCUCCCCUCCCCCCCUCCACCUAUAGCAUGCUUUUCUAGUCAAAACAACUGGAUUGGAAACACAGUUUACAAAGAGAAUAUAUAACGUCUAUUUUUGUGAAGGAUUGCGGUUCCAACGAUGCGUUUAAAAUAACAACAACAACAAAAAGAAGAAAAAACAUUAUAACUUGUAGAUUUCAGUAGUUUCUUAAAACGUCCUGAAGUUGUUUUAUUAUUAACAGAGGCUGGUUUUUAAACUUCUAUGCAACUGUAUAAAACUGGGGUGGGGGGGAGGCCGGGGGUCGGAUGAGAUACAAAUACGUGUGUUCAGUGUGGUCAUAUAUUUGUCAUCUCUUUGUAAUUGGGGAAACAGCUCAAAGCAUUUCAGACAUUUGUAUCAAAAGAGAAUGAUUGUAAUCAUAAGGGUGCUUACAAAGAGGAGGCUGUCUUUGAAUAACAGUGAACACUACUGUCAAGGUAAAGCAGGCGUCCUGGGUCUUUACAGUGCGUUGUCUGUGAGACUGUGUGGGUGUGUGUGUUUAUGUAUGGAUGUGUGUGUGUGUGUGUGUGUGUUUGGGUGUGGUGCCUAAUUUCCACAUGACAUUACAGCUUUUUUUUUGCUUUGGCUUACAAACCUCUUAUUGUAUUUGAUUUUUCUAUCAUCCAUCCACUCAUCCGUCCAUUUAUCCAUCCAUCCAUCUUUCCAUCUCCCGUUUUUCUGAGCAUCUCCAUGAGAACAGGAUUUAUCUUUGUAUUUGUCUCCAGCACAGUGUGCGUGUGCACGAGCAGAGGUUGUAAAGGCCUGAGUCAGAACUGAGAUAAGUCAAUGAGGUCACUGCAAACACACAGAGUCCCACCUCAGUGAGUCUGUGACCACUGCAACGCUUUACUGGCUGUUCUGAUGGGUUCAUGCUGUUCCACUUAUUAACAGUAGGUGGCAGUAAUGUGCCACACAAAGCUGCACUGGGUUCAUGUUACUGUCCCUGUUUGCAGAUAUGUGCAGUGUAGAAAAGAUCCACCCCAGCCAACGUGGAGGUCAGAGCCAUAACUGGCUUUACAGAGUUUUUAAAUUCUUUAGUUCUGCGCAGGGCUUCACAGACGCCCUCAGGAAGAACAUCUGACUAUUGCACUGGUUCAUAUUACUGCACAAGUGUCUUCUGGGGUUCUGCUGCGUGCACACUGUACACUGUGUGUUGGUCUAUACGUUGACAGCUUCUCCCUGUCAGAGUCACUGUAUAAGAGGAAGUGAGAUGAAUGUUGUGUCAGCUGAAUCUGAGCUCUGCAGUUUUUCUGCUGGUUGAGGCUGAGAGUAUUUUCUCGGAAUAGGUCAUUUUGAUUUCAAUAACAAAAGAAGCCCAGUAACAUAAGCUCUACCUCGUGUAAAUUGUUUAAGUCUAGUUCAGAGGCAAUUUCUCUACUGUUCUCAAUCCUGCACUCUUCUCAGAUUGUUAAUUCAGAUUUGAUUCUUGCCGGCUGAUGGAUUGAUUCAGGUCAGAUGUGCCACCAGCUCCUGCCUGCAGUGUGGGAGCCUCCAGUCUGAAUGUUGGAAUGCACUCGCUGCAUUUCUCACCCGUCGGUUUUUCUAUUAUUCAAGUAUUGAAACAUUUCACACAAAUCAGAGUGAUCCAUGUGCACUACUGUCAUACCUGGGAUAUACUAGAUGCAUUUAUUCUAGUUGUGUUACGUUUUGUUCUUUGGUUAAACUUUUAAGUUUUGUGCCGUGUGAGGUGUUACCAUAUAAGCAUGUGUGACUAAACGAAUCCAUCCUUAUUUAACGUGUUCUCACUCGGACGUCCUGGCGUUUUACACACGUGUGUUUUCAACUUCAUUUUCUUGCAGCAUGAUCCCAGAGGUUUUACUUGUUUUGGUCCAGACACUGAAUUUGAUUUUGUUUGUCUUUCUUUUCCUUUUUUUUAACAUUCGUUUCAUUAUCAGAUAAUUUUUCAAAUAACGCAUCAAUUCUUCACGACAUAUCAGAUUCCACCAAAUAUAUGCCUUACUACUGUAUUAUAAAAUGCUUUACUGUAUAUCAAUAAAGCACGCAGUUCUGUUGAUUGGA